UUUCUACAUCUAUCCAUCCACAUACACCAGGCAGAGAGAGACAAGUACAGGCAGUGAAACUCGACGAGACCAGCCAUGGUAGCGAGGGCUCAGCCUGAUCGGAAACAAUUACCGCUGGUCCUACUGAGAUUGCUUUGCCUUCUCCCUACAGGGCUGCCAGUCCGCAGCGUGGAUUUUACCCGAGGUACCGAUAACAUCACCGUGAGGCAGGGGGACACAGCCAUCCUCAGGUGUUAUGUAGAAGACAGAAGCUCCAAGGUGGCCUGGUUAAACCGUUCUGGCAUCAUUUUUGCUGGAGAGGACAAGUGGUCCCUGGACCCUCGAGUAGAGCUGGAGAAGAGAAACCCCCUGGAAUACAGCCUGCGGAUCCAGAAAGUGGAUGUCUAUGAUGAGGGCUCCUAUACGUGUUCAGUACAGACACAACAUCACCCCAAGACUUCCCAGGUUUACUUGAUUGUGCAAGUUCCACCAAAGAUCUCCAAUAUCUCCUCGGACAUCACCGUGAAUGAGGGCAGCAACGUAACCCUGGUUUGCAUGGCAAAUGGUCGUCCUGAGCCUGUCAUCACCUGGAGGCACCUCACCCCAACAG
Nestor notabilis (Kea) is the source of this 589-nucleotide messenger RNA. It is a transcript of the gene LSAMP, whose product is annotated as limbic system-associated membrane protein. The record is from RefSeq and is a predicted model, not a curated record. The transcript is spliced from 3 exons. Lineage: Eukaryota; Metazoa; Chordata; Aves; Psittaciformes; Psittacidae. The annotation marks the transcript as partial. Gene Ontology annotation, cellular component: neuron projection.